AUGGUCAAUCUUGCGGAAGCGCAAAAGGUGUUCAACCUCGUGCAAGGCCUGAGCAAGCAGCAGCAGUUCGUGAAAUACAUCAGCAAUGCGGGACUUCUCUCGGUGCUGCUAGAGUCGAUUACGAAGGGGAAUGGCGCCGGCGCGACGUUCCUCGUGCCGUCCCCCGACGCGCUGCAGUCGCUACCGCCCGCGUCGCCGUAUUUUAAUAACCCGUCGCUCGCGCGGACGACGCUCCGGUACCACAUGAUAUUGGGGAAGCAAAUGGACUACACGGCGCUCGUCGAGCGACCCGCGGACACCGGCUUCCCCACGCUCGCCAAGGAGUCGGUCUUCAAGUCGGACGAGAGCGCAUUCUUCACAGUCGUCUUCCGCUCGGGUAGCGGUCGCUCCACGUCCACUCUACUCGCACCCAACCUCGCCAAGACAGAGUUUUUCCAGGUGCACCUCGUGGACUCGCUCCUCGUGCCAGACGCCAUCCUGCACUCCAUGCCCGGUGGCGGUGACGGUGAUGCUGCUGGUGGGAGCGACGGGAGUGAUGGCACUGGGAGUGAUGACACCGGAGGGAGUGGUGGGAGCGAUGCAAGUGGUGGUACUGGGAGUGGCGGUAGUGGGAGCGGUGCGAGCGGAGGUGGUGGUGGCACCGGAAAUGAUGCUGGUGGGAGCACCAGUAGUGGCAACUCUACCGAUGCUGCCAGUGUCUCUCCUCCUCCUCCUUCGGUUCCCUCUCCUUCAGUUCCAUCUCCUUCCGUUUCUUCACCUCCCCUCAACCCAUCGCCUCCUCCUACCACUGUCCCCUCGUCUCCUCCCGUCAACCCCUCACCUCCUCCCCCUAGCCCUUCCCCUCUUCCUGAAUCCCCCCCUCCUCCUCCUGUCUCUUCGCCUCCCACCCUUGACUCUUCCUCCCCAGCCACUCCUACCGAGACCACUCCAGCCACAUCCCCGCCACCCUCUCCCUCCCCUCCCCCUCCUACCAGCGAAUCAGCCUCAUCCGCAACACCACCACCGCCCUGA
This is a messenger RNA of Closterium sp. Naga37s-1, 1011 nucleotides long. The record is from the annotation of a GenBank genome assembly. Lineage: Eukaryota; Viridiplantae; Streptophyta; Zygnematophyceae; Desmidiales; Closteriaceae.